AUGGCCGCACCAUUGACGGGCCCGCGCCCGCCAAUCAAGCUGGUGCCCGCCAGUCGAGCCCAUCAGAUCGUCAAGCCCUCACAACACCUGCAGCUCUCACGCUUAAGCACACAAGAGUACCUCGACCAGUUAACGACGAUGCAUGUGCCUCGCGUGCUAGAGCUGCUGGAUAUCGGAGAAUCUUCCGAGCACCGCACUACCCCGCUGGACCUGGACCGCCCGCUCUUUCAGCCCUUUCCCAGCGACAUUCGCUUUCAAAACUAUGACGCGGGUGACGUUUGCGAGGUUCCACUCACACUCACCAACAUGGAUCUGGUGGCCCGCCGCAUCAAGCUCCUGCCUUCAGAGUCCCCAUACUUUGAUAUCAUCCCACCCAAAAAUGCCAACGUCAAGGUGGCGCCGGGCGUCGCUAUCGUGUACACUGUGCGUUUUCAUCCCGACGCCGACCGUGACUUUGCUGAUGAGAUCGUCUGCCUCACCGAGCGAGAAAAGUUUGUCAUCCCCGUUCAUGCGAUUGGCGGGCGUGGCAUUCUGGACAUUGUGGAUAACGUGGAUUUUGGGGAGUGCAUGGUCAAGUCCACUGGCACCAAAGCUGUUCUUCUCCGCAACAUUGGUCGCGCACCAGCACAAGUGUCCUUUGAGGCGACCGCCCCGUUUGCUGUUGAACCAAAACAAGCGACUCUGGCUGCCGGUAGUGCCAUGCAGCUCCAGCUGACAUUUGCUCCCGCAGAAAUUGGCGUGGCAGAGGGCUCGCUCCAGGUGUACUACGAAACGGGCGAGACCACAAUCACGCAACUGCAGGGCACCAGUGGCAAUGCCAAUGUGCGGCUAGAACGCUCAACCCUGGCCUUUGACCGCACUUACCUGGGCACCAUGUCCCAGCGCUCGGUCAAGCUUGUGAACCACAGUAGCCAGGUGGCCCACUUUGCUUUCAAGGCCUUCGGCUCCCAUGACGAAGAGCAGGGCGUUCGCAGCUCUCUGCUCACAGCUUUGGAGCAGGACGAAGCGGAAGAAGUGGACGACUUUAUGGCCAUGUUGCAGUCCGAUCCCACGGUGCAAGCCCACAUGUCCGUGCUUGCCCGUAAGCAUCGCCAGAACCGCGAAGAUUUGGACCGUGAUGGCUAUUUGUAUCAAAAUGAUAUCUUCUCCAUCGAGCCCCGUGAGGGAGAUGUUUGGCCACAUUCGGAAGUCGACGUACUCGUGACCUUCUCCCCCGAUAUUCCUGGCCCUCAAGAGGUGACCGUGUACUGUGAUGUUACAGGCCGAGAAGCUCGUUUGCCGCUCAUUUUGACCGGACAUGGCCGUGGCCCGACGGUGCAAUUUGAUUUUGAUACCCUGGACGUGGGUGCCAUCUUCGUGUCAUCCAACCACCACUACGAGAUUGAGCUCUACAAUACUGGGGCCAUCCCAGCACGCUUCAAUUUCGAGCCCCUGGCCUCUGUCUUUGCCGACGCUUUUCGCUUCACCCCAAACAGUGGUGAAGUAGCCCCUGGUGACAAAUUGGUGAUCGAUGUAUCACUGUGUGCACAAAAGUUGGGUCUCCUGGAUGAGACAUUUGAGUGCAGCAUCGAGGGUCGUGAGGAGCCCUUGAGUAUCACAUUCAACGGACAGGUCGUCGGCCCAACGUUUUACACGGAUGUCACCGAGCUGGACUUUGGCCCCAUCGCCUUUGGCUUCCCCGCUUCCCGGGUCUUCACCCUUUUUAACACCAGUUCGAUCGAGCUACACUAUCGCCUUCGCUUGCCUGAUGGCGUUCCUGCGCAAAAAGAAAUGAGCCUCGAUCCUGCCGAAGCAAAUCUGCCCCUCUAUCAUCAUGAUCAUCAUCAUGUCGACCAUUCUCACCCUGUGGUCAACCUGCACGCACCCCCAGGCGCCAUCAAACCCGGCUAUGAAGCCCGCAUUUCCGUGCACCUCACACCUCAGUGGUGUGAGCAGUACAACGUGGCCCUCAUCUUUGACAUUGUGGGAGUGGCGGAUGGUGCCUAUGAGCUGCCCAUUCAUGCUGACUGCGUUGUGCCCGACGUCACACUCAGCGAGCCCAUGAUUAAAAUGGGCCGAUGCUUUCUACGUCACACCUAUGAGAGCGCCUUGAGCUUGCACAACCCCUCUGACUUUCCUGCCCACUACGUUCUUCUUCUACCUGAUGCUGCUGAGACCGGCCUGGAGGUGUCUGCAGCAGUGGAGCGUGGCGUCAUUACGCCCCGGGGCGUUACGGCCGUUCCGCUUGGUCUCACCGUCCAAAACCUGGGCCCAUUUACAGCCACCAUCCGCCUGGAAAUCGUGGGAAGCAUGGAUGAGCCCUUGGCCGUGCAGGUCAACGGCCUCGGGCAGGGACCAGUGGUGGCCGUGCUACCCCAUGCUCUCAGCUGGUCCAGCGUACCUGUGUUGACGGACAGCCCCAAACCACUGACGCUCAGUAACGAAUCUCUCAUCGAGGCCCCCUUCCGCUGUCUCUUGGAUGAACACAGUUGUUUCACCAUAGCGCCCAUGGAAGGUUGUUUGGCCCCUGGAGAGCAGCGGGCCCUCACCGUGCACACGCGCCUUGAUGACGUUGGCAACUUUGAGGAUAAGCUGCGAAUCGAAGUGCCUGAAAGCCCUGAGCUGGUGGUUGAUCUGCGCGCGACAGGACGCGGAGCCACCGUUGUCUUUGAUCAGGACGUGUCUGAUCUCAACUUUGGCCACGUCUUUGUGAACCAGUUGGUGGAGCGUCGGCUGCGCGUGGCCAAUCACGGUCGGCGCGUGCAGAAGAUCUACUUUAGCUUAGAUUCUCCACCACCCGGCGUGGACGGUCACUGCACGGUCAUGCGUGGUGCUGUCUUUAAAAAGGUUAAGACUCCGGCGCGCCCAAAUCCGCCCGAUCCCUCGCGAUCCAUCUUUGGCGUCUUGCCUGAAACUCUGAUCUUACAGCCCGGAGAAACACAGGAUGUUGUGCUGAGUGGUCACUCCACGGAUGUUUGCGACGUGGAGGAAGUACUUUUAUGCCAUGGGAGCUUUGACAACGAGGUUUCGCGCGUACUCCACUACCGUAUGCAAGUGCGUGGCACCUUCCAGCGACCCUUGCUGCAGCCUGACGGUCGACUGGUCGAGUUCGACUGGACGCCCGGCACCGAGACACGUGUUCCACUUGUUCAAUCCAUCCAUCUCGAGAACGUGGGUGUGCUGCCCGUUGAGGCGCGCCUGCGCACCACAGGAGCCUUUCAGCUCGUUUCUCGCCCAACGCUGCACGUGGAGCCCCGAGAUGGGGCCACGGUGGACAUUGCGUACGACCCCUUGCACCGCAGUGACCGUCAACCGCGAACUGAUGAAGGACGACUCUUCAUCGAGUACGUCCAGGAAGCACCGGCCGAUACCAUUCGUCUAGUGGCCGCCGUUCAUUACCCAAACCUCGAGUUUUCCACGCGUGAAGUGGCGUUUGGUACCGUCAUGAACGAGACCCAGCACGUCCAAUGCGUAACGGCAACCAACGUCGGGUCAUCGCCGCUUGAUUAUGUCUGGCAAUUGGUGAGCAAUGCUGGCACCCCGGGGGACGAGGCGACAGACGACGACGACGCGCAGAGCAGGGGUACUGAAGCCUUUGACAUUGUGCCCAAGCGCGGGCGCGUCCUGCCUGGAGCCACGACUGACUUUGUCAUUUCGUACUUUGCCCAUGCGAAUCGGGAGUCGCGAGUGGAGGCCAUUUGUGCUGUGCACGAUGGGCCUCGUUACCGGUUCCAGCUCUCGGGUGCUGCCGCCGCUGAGCGCUUCAAGCUGAGCACGGAUCACAUCACCUACUCAAGUCUGGACCCAGGAGCUGCUCAGAACGAGUCCGUUGUCACCAUCACCAACUGCAACGAUCUCCCGCUGCCCUUUUCAGUGCUCACCUCUUCUGAACGAGUACGUGUCACGCCAAGCCAGGGCGUGGUCGAGGCCAACGGCACUGCGAACCUCCAAUUUGAUCUCUUGGGCAAAGCACCGGAUCGUUUCACCAAUGACAUCUUCUUGCAAGUGGGCCGCGACCUGCCCCGAUGCAUCAAGGUGUCUGCCGACACGGCCUUCCCAACCCUCUCGCUCCCUGAUAUCCCUCGGCGCUCUCCCACCGAAGCAAGCGAUGUGGACGGUGCCAUGGAUGACUGGCAGCUGGCUCUGCGCCACGGCCCUGAAAACAGUGCUGUCUUCAACAUGGAGCUUGAUCGGGCCGUGCUCUGUCGCCGGCUGAGCCAAACAGAAGGGAUGCGCCUGACGCGCGUCAUGCUCCCACCCUACGUCGUAGACAUGGGAAGCGUUCAGCGCAACCGGGCCAUUUCGCGCACUUUUGUUAUCCGUAACCCUUUCACCCGCCCCGUGAGCGUGCAUCUGGGCAAGAAGAGCGUGACGGCACUAACCAGUGCCGGAUUUGCGCUUGAGCCCGAGGUCAUCACGGCGCUUCCCGAGGGCGAGGAGACGACGUUGACAGCCACUUUGCAAACCCAUAGUUCUUACGGCCUUGAGUAUGAGCUAGGACCUGUCGAAGUCACCGCCCUCUUUUACAUUGACCAGGGGCCCCGGCUGCCCGUAGUGCUGCGUGCUAACGUGUGCUUGCCUGAGCUCCGCGCGGAACUUGCUCAGUUUGACUUUGGGGCCAUCAACGUUGGAGAGUGCGCCAUUAUCGAGGUUCAGCUCACCAACACCGGCCAAGUCGAGGCCAACUAUGCGCUUGUGAAGCCCGGGCUUCCAUCCAACAUGGUAUCCUUGUCCAAGAAACAGCAAGACCGUGAGCAGCGUCGCCUGCACAUGUCCAAGGCAUUUGCUGUCGUGCAUGAUACCAACGGCUGCUUGGCGCCCAGCGAGACCACCAAGUUACAGGUCACUUUUACACCCAGCGAAGCCGGCACCUUCAAGUACGACGCCCGCAUCCACGUCGCCGGCCAGGAAGAGGAUAUUCUCCUGCGCCUGCUGGGCCAAGGCGUGCGACCAGAAAUUCAGUUUGCCAAAACAAGCGUCGAGCUCCCGCCUACACUUCCCCGUAGCGAUCCCGUGAUCUUUGAUCUUCAUGUGACAAACGACAAUGACGAAGACGUGGAGAUUUUCAACCUCGAGUACGAUCAGCAACACCGGCUUGAGUCUGAAAUAUUUGAGCUCAUGAGCGCCGAAACGGGACUGGAACAAAUCUUGCUGCCGCCUCGGGCGGUAGGCGAGCCCUUGCCCGCCGCGCUGCGCGCCAUUCUCCCGUCACACCGGCCAUCACAGCCGCAACACACCGAAGCGACGGAUGGGGUUGCUGAUUCUAGUGAGACAGGUGCCGAUGCAACGGGCAAGAUUGAGCAGGACGAGCGCGAGGCCAUUGACCCAGCCGUCGCGCUGCAAGAGGUCAUGGACGCUUACCUUGGUGGCGAGCGCUACAAGCGAGAGCAACGCCGCGACCUGGGUGGACUCAAUCUCGUCGUAUUUGGUCCCACUGGCUGUGACGUGGAGCACUUGGUGACUCGCCUGGCGCAAGACUACCAUGCGUUGCAGCUUGACUUGGACGAGCUAGUGCGCGCAGAACUUGCUCGCAACACCGACUUGGCACGAGAAAUCCGUGAGUUUUUGGCCCAGAAUGCGGUUGAACCGUCGCUUCCCGACACGGCCAAGGGCCGUCGCAGUUCCAACAAGGCACGCUCUUCCGAGUCGGGUCCCGGUGCCAUCAACGCGGCAACGGGUGGAUCAAGCAACAACCCUAGCAGCACGAUUCCUGGACGCACCGCUUUAGCAACGCCGAUCGUACCCGCAGACAGCAUGUUGGCGAGCGCGGUUCCCUCAGAAGGAGCCACGAGUGAGGCGGCCGAUGAUGCACCCUCCACGAGUGCUGUGCCAUUACCACUUGAGCUACUAACCACACUCAUUCGACAACGCGUGAACCAGGACGACGCCAUUGCGGGCGUUAUCUUCAACGCAAGUCAGACCCUCUUUGCUACACCGCCUUGUGCGGUGGCCGCCUUUGUUGGUGCCGUCGGCCGUCGCGACAACGUUUUUGCAUUGCAUUGCCAGGCAGACGCAGCCGCCUGUGUGCGUCGCUUGGUCGCGCGCCAGGAGGAAGAACGUGCCAACGCAGCAGCGGCCCGCGCCGCCUUGGCAGAAGCCAGCCGCCCCAAGCCCCCGCCACCACUCGACGAGGACGAGUACGAGGCCCUCAGUCCUGCUGCGCAAGCAGAGUACGAUACCAAGGUGUUAGAGUAUCGCCGCUUUGUGACGCGAGCCGCAGAGGAAGCAGAGAAGCAACAGCAGGCUCUAGAGGAUGAAAAGCACACCAAGCGUACCAAGAGUCGGCAGGGCCGAAAACAGCGCAAGGAUGGCGCUGCAAACGGGGCCGCUGGAGCUGAGACCGAGUCGGACCUCGAGACAUCGGCGUUUGAGAGCCAGGUAUCACAGUCCUUGACGCGCUGUGAAGCCAUGCGCCGAGUUUGCGACUUGUGGCACGUCGAGAAGAAUGAGCUCUCCGCCACCUAUCUCGAACAAUUUGGCCCACCCGUAGUGGCAACAGGCAAGAGCCGGCGCAAGGGUUCGGCACCAGAUGGGAGCUCCGUUAGUGCUGUUCCCAACACGGAGGAAGCGGAAGCUGAAGACCCGGCUGCACUCGGGCUCUGCACGAUUGAGCUCGACCUGGAGUUGGGAGUCGAAGCGGCCGCUUCGACUGUAUCGGCAGCGCCAGAGGUGCCUUCCGUGCGGGAGGUAGCUGUCCGUCUGGGCUUUGAGAAGGUUGAUGACGACGCCAGCCUCAAAGCGCGCCGGUUUGCCCUUGCAGCUCUCCGCGACUUUGAUUCGCUUGUCGAGCAGCCCUUGCCUGAAUUCAUGUUUGUAGAUGCCGCCAAGCAGUAUGCCGCUACUAUGGCCAAACGUGAGGCGUCCCACCACAUGGCUUCGGUGCCUGAAGACGAGGUCCUCAACAAAAAGAGACGUCCCAUCUCGCGUGGCACCGCAGUCAGCACCGCCAGCAACAAGCGACCGAAUUCCUCUAAAAAAUUGAAAAAGUCCCCUUCCGGCCGCGCGCGCCAUAUUGAAGAGGAAGAGGAAAGUGGACCCACGGUCUUGGAACAAUCCAUUCAGCUCGACAAGACGCGGUGGAUUAUUCCGGCACAUUCGGCCAUUGCCAUUCGGAUGGCCUUUCAUUCGGAUGUUUGCGGCGUAUUUGAUCAGGCGCUCAACUUUGUCACGUGUGGCACCAAUGAUGUCACGACAGUUUACCUUCGUGGCACCACUGAGUUCCCCAGUUUUGAUUCGUCCCCGAAGGCCAUGUUUCGCAAGCUUCGGCGACCACAAGCGGACGAGCAUCACCUCGCCAAUCGGACUUUCUAUGAAGCAGACAACACGAUGGACUUUGGCCCAUUGCUGAUGGGUCGCUCGCGAGAGGACUUUAAGGGUCAACUGGAUGCACCCAACGCCUUCCCCGUUUCCCUCCACAAUCCGCACCCCUAUCCGAUUCAAGUCAAUGCUGCCUUGGAAAAGGAUGUCAACUUUGCCACCUUUGUGGUUGAACCAGCCACUCAAGCCAUCGCGCCCGGAAACACAGGCACACUGCAUGUCUUUGCCUUUCCAAAAGAUGGCAAGGUGCACCUUGAUUCCCUUAUUCUUACGACAACUGACGCGCCCAUGGCAUGGUCUUGCAACAUCCGGUGCGAGGGUGUGAGCCCUGCGCUCGAACUUGAUGCCAAAGCGGUGUCAUUCGAACGCAUCCUUCUACGUCGAACCGACACGAAGAUUCUAACGCUGCGCAACACCUGCAAGCUUCCGGUCUGCUGGCAGCUGGUUGGUCUAGAGCAGCUCUCGGCCGAGGCCAGUGCAUCGGCCGCCAAAACAAAGGGCACCGUUGAUCCUCUGGGCGAAAUGCAGUUGCCCAUGCACUUCCGCUCGCUCAAGCCCAUCACCAUUACAAAGAAGGUUCGUUCCGAUUCAACCCUCGUGCUUGAUUGCAACAGUCUGGGUGUGAUCAAGGCCGAAUCCUUGGCCAUCUCCGCCGAAGCGUAUGACGUUGCCCUGGACGUAACCUUUCCUCGCGCGGAUCGACCGGUGCUCGACUUUGAGACUAUGCGCGUCUUCGACGAGAAGACGUUGCAGUGCACACUCAAGAACAAGGGGCGCUAUGAAAUUGCGUUUAAGCUUGAAAUCGACCGAUCCGUGCUCAAACAGUACCGACAAUAUCUGGAUGAGGACUGUAUUCUCAUGACCCCUGCUUCAGCUUCCUUGCCCUCCUUGGACAAGACGGUUGUUGUCAAAUUUGUGUUCCGCACGCGCAAAGAGGUCACGCUUGACAAUGUGCCUUUGUUGCGCUGCAAGGUGAUUGAGCCCCACAUGAAUGAGGUCAUUGCAUCCAUUCCCAUCAACGUGUCAGCACGCUCGGUGUUCAGUCGCUAUGCACUGGCCCCUCAGCGUGGCAUCAAUUUUGGUGCUGUUUUGAUGGGCAGCAAACCCGAGAGCCGUGAGAUUGUGUUGGAGAACACGGGUGACUACGAAUUCCGCUUCACCGUGUCCCGUCGGGCCACAGUGUUGCCCUCAACCUCGAACCGCACAGCACCGUUCACGCCGCGCAGCGGUGGCCGACGCUCAGCCGACCUAGCCAACUCAAACAUAUCAUCCAACAAGCUUGUGACUGGCGCCUUCUCCGUGUAUCCCGUGGCGGGCGUUGUGCCGGCUGGUCAGAGCACGCGCUUGCAGGUGGAUGUUGACACAGCCAUGCCAGGCCGCGAUGUGCAGUCCUUGACGAUUGAUGUGGAGCAGCGUUCGCCCGAUGAUCACCCACACGGCCUGAGCUACGAUCUCAGUGUUGAAGUCUGCAAGCCAGGUGUGGCCUUGGAGCCAGAGGCCAUCUUUGCCGAACACUCGGUUUGCCGUCGCUUCGAGAUGCAGGAGCAAUCCCGCCCCGCCCUGACCUACUCCAUCGAGGACGAAACCUUCUCCUUUGGCCCGCUUGUCAUCGGCACGGUUUGUCAGGCACGCCUCAAGCUGCUGAACCCCACAAAGGUCGACUGCACCGUCAACUUGGUUUGUCGUGGCGAGAACAGCGUGCCCAACAAGAACAAGGUCGUUGCCGAACCCUUUUCGUGCAGUGUGCAGUCAUUGCGCAUUCGCAGCCAUGAAUGUCAAUGGGUCCCCAUCACCUUCAACCCCACGGCCAUUCAGACUUACAGUGCCAUGUUUGAAGCCACGGUGGAGGAAGGCGAUUCCACUGCCAGUUCCUUGCGGUUCAAGCUUGAAGGUUCAGGCAUCCUGCCGCGCGUGAGUCUCGUACAGCCCACAGCUCGCUCGGCCGAGGGGCUUCCCCUUCUUCGCUUCGACAAAACUCUUGUGGGUCAGGAGCGUACGCGCACGGUCAUUGUUCGAAAUGACGGCCCGAUCGAUGCCGCAGUCUCGCUACGAGCUUACUCGACGCAACCGCGAAAGCCCGCACGCGUGCGCACAUCGGCCACCAGCACCCGCCCGGCCAGUUCCCGGGGUGGCCGGCGCGAUGAGAAGCCCCUCAAACUCAAGGAGAAAGACAAAAGGAAGCCUGCAGGCCGUCCGCUGCGUUUGGAAGCGCCGCUGUCAGAUGCAGGCGAUGCGGCCGACACCAGCGAAGUAUCUCCACGAAUCGGGGCAUUUGAGGUUCUACAAGGCACCGACUUUAUUUUCAUUGCGGCUGAUGCAGAGGUCUCAUUUGACGUUCGCUUCACGCCCGGUGCCCCUGAAGCCCAUGGCGCACAACUGCAGCUCGUGGUUGAGAACAAUGAGUUUGACACAGCUGUGAUCGAGGUGGCUGGCAUGGGUUUCCUUGCAGAUUUGACGCUUGAGGAUCUGGAGGAAGCAGAUGGCGACUACUUGUUGCGCUAUCCCCCGGUGGCAGUCGGCGAAACGAUUGAUCGUGCCUUUACCUUGGUCAAUAAUUCGGACCAUGUCAUUCGUUAUGAUGUGCGCGCGCGUGACAAUGUGACCGUGAGCCCGCGCACGGGCCACAUUUGGCCACAAACCACAGCCCAACUGCGCGCCAUUCUUCAAAGCGAUGAUCCACUCUACUUGAUGGCGGACAGCGAUCGACUGCUUUGUGAUUACACCCGUGUACGCUUAGCGGAUGGUGCUCCCGUAUGGCACAACGAGCGGUUUCACGAGCGCUACGAGCUGGCCGAGGACGAGCACGGUGGCAUGGCCCGCAUCAAGGUCAAGGAGCCGCUCUCAGAGCCCGCCUACGAGCGUUUGCAAGUGGAUGACGAACGUAUCACGGUCCAACUAGAGGGCGUUGUGGACUUUGCGCGAGUGAACCUGGAUGCCAAAUCGCUGCACUUUGCUGAAGUACCGGUGUUUGAGACGGUAACCAAGGAGCUGAUGCUGCACAACCCAGGCGACGUUAAUGCCACCUUUGAGUGGGUAUUGGACAACGACGACCUGAAUGCCGAUGCAUCGGUACUGCCGUUUGAGCUUGUACCAGCCAAGGGCGUUUUGCGAGGCCACGCAUCGCAGCGAAUCGAGGUGCGCUUCGCGCCGCGCCGCGCCGGCAGUUUUGAUGGCUCCUUGGAAUGCAAGGUGCAAUGUCUACUCGACACCAUCAAACUGCCUGUGCUUGACAUUUCGGGCAAGGCCUUCAUGCCCGUCUGUCACCUGGAUUGGCCCGAUUCGGACUAUGUGACAAGUGGUCGGCGCCGGCACGACUUGCCUGGACCUAGCGGUAUCAAGGGAGAGCUUGUGCCGGACCUCCGCGUGAUGGAGUUUUCGGCUGUGGGGCUUGGCGUGUUGCAGCGUCAUGCCUUCCCUCUUAUCAAUCCUGGCCGUAAGCCCAUCGAGUUUGUGUGGCGGCCGCUGAACGCUGUUGGAACCCAUACCGCCAAGGGUCUGCAAGUUGGGCCCUUCACCUGUCAGGUGCCCGAGGGUCGCUGCCUACCCAAUGAGCCCGUGACCUUGUCCUUCACAUACGCUCCCAGCAGUUUGGACAUUGUUGAGACCUUCUGGGAGUUUACAGUGAAAGACUCUGACUUCCGGCGUACGUUUUUGCUUGUUGGUCACAGUGAAGAGCCUCGCCUGCACUUUGACGUGCAAACGCUUGACCUGGCGCCACUGCUCCUAAACAAGACGGUCACGCAGACAAUCACACUGAUCAAUGAGGAAGCGCGCCCCUUCAAUUUCGCGUUUGAUGCGGCACAGCUGGCUGCCAUCAACAAGGGCGCCACCGUGGCUGUCAUGCCGACCACCGGUCGCGUUGACGCUCGUUCCCAGUUGCCCAUUCGACUCAGCUUCACGCCCAAGCUGGAGCAGCCCUAUGUCUUGAACGUGCUGUGCGAUGUGCGACGCAAGCCCACCCCGCUGGCCAUUCAAAUCCGGGCUGAAGGCUACAGGCUGCACUCGCGCUUGGAGCUCGCUCCAAUGGGCGCAGAUAGCGCCACCGCCGCCGUGCCGUUAAGUUUUGAUGAAACGGGCAUGGUCCCUCUCGAGUUUGGCCAAGUACACGUGAACGAGGUGCAGCAGCGCAACUUCUUCUUGGUCAACACUGGCAAGUUUCCGCUCGAUGCCACCUCUCGUGGUGGCAUGUCACAGGUCUUGGAGGAGGCCAUCUCCAUCGAGCCGCGUACCGGAACCAUCGGCAACAACGGCCGUGUGCCCAUUACCGUGACCUUUCACCCACGUGCCGCGCUCGACUUGCGUGGCGCACUGGCACAGUGCACAGUGCACAACGGUCGUAAAUACCGCUUGGAACUGGUGGGGGCAGGCAAGGAGCCCGACGUUGCGUUUGACACAGACGUGGUUCGCUUUGGCAAAACGUUUGUGCAGCGCGAGAACAUGCCCGUGCGGGAGAAGGAAGUAAUGCUUGUGAACCGCGAUACCCACCCGGUGAGCGUGGCCUGUCUGUUUGAAGACACGACCGGUCCCAUUUCGGUGCAGUUCACAGAUGGUGUACUCAAGCCUGGCGAGCAACGCCCCGUGAUGCUUCAGUUCCGCCCUACAAAACUGGGUGUGAUCAAGGAAGAGAUCUUGUUUCAGCUGAACUCGCUCACCAACAUGCGUCUCAAGGUCACUGGCACGCCAGUGCCACUGCUGGUGCAAUUGGAAAACCCCAAACAUCGCCACCUCAACUUUGGCGUGGUCGAGCCGGGUACCAGCGUGGCUCGGCAGGCAACGUUGAUCAACAAGAGCGCGUUGCCUGUCGAGGUAGAUCUGGCUAUGGAUGAGCAUGCCAUGGCCGAGCAUGGUCUGACAGUCGCUUUGCAAACUCCCGUUACUCUGCCACCACAAGGCUCGUUGCCCCUCAAGUUUACGUACAGUCCUCGCGCCCGUGAGCCGGCCUUCACCCAGGACGUAUCAAUCAAAUAUCUGGGUCAGCUUGAGCGCCUCCUGCAGCUAGCCGGGGCGUGUCAAGGAGUGGUGGUGCAGCUGGACCAUGACCAGUUGGCCUUUUCCGGCGUGGUGGACAGUCGCAGCACACGGCGCUUGAUCAUGACCAACACCGGAGACAUUGGCGCUCGCUUCCAAUGGGAUACUGCGAGCUUGGGCUCGUGGUUCACCAUCUCCCCUGUAGAAGGCUACAUCUCGCCGGGUUUGGAAGUGGCUUUUGCUGUCACGUUCCAUCCAGUCGAGAUAGGCACGGAUGUUCGCUGCGAGGGCGUGCCGUGCCGCAUCGAGGGCUGCGCCGAGCCCUUGUACUUGGACUUGGUGGGCACGGCGGCUGCAAAGACGGCCGAUCGGGAGGUGCUGACAUUCAACACGGAGGUGCGCCGUGCUGAGACGCGAUCGUUCAAGGUGCACAACUCGACGGCCCAGCGCUGGGACUUGAACCCGGUGCUUGAGCACGAGUAUUUCACGGGUCCCGAGUCCUUGACCGUGGAGCCGGGUGAGACCAAGCUCUACACUGUGACUUAUUUACCGCUGACCAUGACGUCCACGCGCGGUGCGCGGCGCGAUGAUGGUCGUUGGGCUGGCUUCCACAACGGCUCAGUCUUCCUUGCCUUGCCGAAUGGCGAUGCCAAGCUCGUGUUAUUGACGGGUCAGGCACAGCCCCCGAGUCCGGUGGGCAUUAUCAAUCGGGAGGUGCCAUGCAAGAUGAGCGUGUCGAUUCCCUUAAAGGUGGUCAACUGGCUGCCCACGACGCAGCGCUUCCAGGUGAAGAUCAACAAGACGCGUUAUGAUGUGAGCACGACACUGCAGGGCCACGACUAUCUCGACGUCCCAGCCAAGGGCGAGACGGACUACAUGCUGACCUUCCACGCUUACCGGGAGGGAUUGACCCAGGCAGAUGUGGCUUUCUUCAACGAGACGACUCAAGAGUACGUCACGUACGAGCUCAUGCUCAAGGCAGUACCUUCAGGGCGAUUGGAUGUCAUCAAUCUGAGCACGGUGGUUCGUCAGCCGAUUAGCCACACGCUCUCCAUCGAGAAUCCGCUACCUCAGCCCCUGAGUCUGACGGUUAAUUCGCUUCUCGAGGGCAGCACCAAGCCUUGUUCGGAGUUGCACCAUCCAGCUGUGUUUCGCGUGCCAGCCAAGGCCACGGCGGCCAAGUUUACCUUUGAGUACUUGCCACUGCUCACCCGCACGCGAGAAGCCAAGCUUGUGCUGCAGUGUCCGGAGCUUGGCAUGUUUGUAUACGAUCUCAACCUCGAGGGCCUCCCUGCAGGACCAGCACCGACGAAACGGGUAACAGCACACCUUGGUGAGGCUCUGACCUUUCGGUAUACAUUUGUGAACUUGUGCUCGUCGCGCUGUGACUAUACCGUGACGAUCGAUGGAUCCAAGCACUUUCAUGGGCCGCCCUCCCUGAUGGCGCCAGCUGCGUCCAAGGCCGGUACGGAGGUCAGCAUUGAGAUGUCCUUUGAGCCCACACAGCUAGGCGACAGCAAAGCAACCAUGACGCUGGCCUCGCCUGUGGGUGGCGUUUACACUUGCCCGCUGUUUGGCCAGUGCUUACCGCCCCGUCCCUCGGGCCCGCACGUGAUCAAACCCGGGGGCAAGCUGGCACUGCCCUUUAAAAAUGUGUUUACAAACACGGAAACGUUUUCCUACACCGUCGAUCAGCCACAGUUUAACGUGCGCUCGUCGGACUUGUAUAAGGCUGGUGAAUCCAAGGAAAUCCAGGUGCGCUUCGACGGUGAUGGACAGGAGCGCGCCGGCAAGCUCAUUGUCACGUGUGCCUCGGGUGCGCACUCGGGUAUUGAAUGGGUUUUUUAUCUCAAGGGACAUGCGUCGUAAGCUGAGCCCCUAUCCUGGUCAGCCAUGACUCUUCCGCUCUUACGGCUCGCACACGAAUGUGUUAUGUUUCAUCUGAUCUUGUGCGUGCGGACAUCUGUGAACGUUUCAUCUCUGUGCUUUCGUGUGCGUGUGUGAUGUGGUGCCGAUGCUUUGGCGCAACCUGUGUACCUCCAAUUGAUCUAGACACUU
This is a messenger RNA of Monosiga brevicollis MX1, 14322 nucleotides long. RefSeq lists its product as uncharacterized. The transcript is spliced from 12 exons. The record is from RefSeq and is a predicted model, not a curated record. Lineage: Eukaryota; Choanoflagellata; Craspedida; Salpingoecidae. Gene Ontology annotation, cellular component: axoneme. Gene Ontology annotation, biological process: axonemal central apparatus assembly; cilium movement. Bases 1 to 14133 code for a protein of 4710 amino acids.